AUGAUUAGAGGGGAUGAUGAGACGAAAUUCGCCGGAAAUACUGCUCUUCCUCAGGAAGUAUUGGAACUUGACACUCCAGUGGAAUAUUUCCAGUAUUUCUUCACUAAAGACAUAGUGCAGUACAUAGUCCAACAAUCCAAUCUGUAUUCGAUACAGUGCCGACACAAUAAAUAUGUAAAUGUUAGUGCUGGAGAAAUUGAACAAUUUAUUGGUACUGCCUUGUUUAUGUCAGUCAUUCAACUCCCAGCAACAAGACAUUAUUGGUGCAAAUAUCUUGGCCACCCUGUUGUGAGUGACAUAAUUAGUUGUAAUCGAUGGGAAGAAAUAAAGCAUUUCAUACACUUCUGUGAUAACAGUAAUCUAGUUCCCGCUGGUGAACCCAACCAUGGCGAACUUUUCAAAAUUCGCCCACUGCUAGACCAACUGCGUGAAAGACUCUUGAGAGUACCAAAAGAGGAAUUCUUAGCUGUGGAUGAACAGAUUAUUCCAACAAAAUGCAGAUCUUCACUAAAGCAAUACAACCCCAGUAAACCACACAAAUGGGGCUUCAAAGCUUUUGUCCUCAGUGGAGUGUCAGGCUUCAGCUAUGAUUAUGAAAGUUUUGCUGGAGCUCAGAGUAAUAUCAUAAUACCUGGUGCUAUGGAUCUAGGAGCUAGCAGCAAUGUUGUUGUGCGUCUUACACAAACAGUCCCACGACAUGUGAAUCACAAGUUAUUUUUUGAUAACUGGUUCACUAGUGUACCCUUGGAAGUGUAUUUGCACAAGGAAGGUAUACAAUCACUAGGGACAGUCCGGUCCAAUCGAGUACGUGGUUGCAUUUUACCUAAGGAGGCAGCAAUGAAGAAGAAUGGUCAAGGCAGCAUGGAGGAAAAGAUAGCAACAGUAGAUGGUGUGCAACUGUCAGUAGUGUCCUGGUUUGAUAAUAAAGUAGUCAACACUUUGUCAACUUACGUUGGAUGCAAACCAGAAGGCGAGAUCAAGAGGCUUUUCAGGAAGGAGAAAGAACACAAAAUGGUACCUUGUCCACACUCUGUGAUGAUCUACAAUGACUACAUUGGGGGUGUCGAUCUAUUAGAUUCUAUGCUAGGAUAUUACAGAAUUCAAAUCAGAUCAAAGAAAUGGUACUUGAACAUAUUCUUUCAUCUAGUUGACUUGGCUUGUGUGAACAGCUGGCUGUUAUGGAGAAGAAGAAAUAUGGACUACAUGCCCCUUGUUGAUUUCAAGGUCGCAGUUGCAGAGGCCCUAUGUAAAACUGGGAAGUCCUUAUCCAAGAAACGUGGUAGGCCAAGCAAUGAACUACAAAAACAGCUUGACUGCAACAAGAAGAGGGGCCCUACAGCAGAUCUUCCACAGCGUCAGGUGCGACUGGAUGGGAUAGAUCACAUGCCUAUCGGCUGGAAAACCGUGGUCGUUGCAAGUAUCCAGAAUGCAAGGGAAAAUCCUAUAUAG
This is a messenger RNA of Schistocerca nitens (vagrant locust), 1449 nucleotides long. Its product is annotated as piggyBac transposable element-derived protein 3-like. NCBI's taxonomy places the organism in Eukaryota, Metazoa, Arthropoda, Insecta, Orthoptera, Acrididae. The transcript has a single exon. The record is from RefSeq and is a predicted model, not a curated record. Bases 1 to 1449 code for a protein of 482 amino acids.